Messenger RNA from Coffea eugenioides, 1924 nucleotides. Its product is annotated as methionyl-tRNA formyltransferase. The transcript has 11 exons. The coding region runs from base 154 to 1260 and encodes 368 amino acids. Gene Ontology annotation, biological process: conversion of methionyl-tRNA to N-formyl-methionyl-tRNA; biosynthetic process. NCBI's taxonomy places the organism in Eukaryota, Viridiplantae, Streptophyta, Magnoliopsida, Gentianales, Rubiaceae. Gene Ontology annotation, molecular function: methionyl-tRNA formyltransferase activity. The record is from RefSeq and is a predicted model, not a curated record.
UUUGUAGAUUAAUCCUGGAAAGCCCAAUGAGUCCCAUUUGCAAUAUGGUCCGUAAAAUCCCACGAGGAACUUAGCCCCAUUGCCCAGUUCUGAGAACAUCAAGCAGCUGCAAUCGGAACCUGGAAGAGCAAGAAAGAGGAGGAAAAGAAGAAGAUGAUGGUAUUGAUAUGGUCCUCUGCGAUGAUGCUUCGACGCUUUUGCUGCUUCAGCACUAGUGCUUCUUCUUCUCUUGCAUCUGCUCCUUUUUCUUCCCUUAACAAGAAAAGGCGUCUGGUCUUCUUGGGAUCCCCUCAGGUAUCUGCUUCGGUUCUUGAUGCUUUAUUCUCUGCAUCUUCUGCUCCUGAUUCCCUAUUUGAGGUUGCGGCAAUUGUUACUCAGCCACCCUCUGGGAGAGAUAGAGGAAGAAAGAUCACGCCUUCUCCUGUAGCACAGCAUGCUCUUGACAAAGGCUUCCCCUCUGAUUUGAUAUUCACACCUGUAAAAGCUGGUGAGGAAUCAUUUCUUGAGAAUUUCAAGUCUCUGGAGCCUGAACUUUGUGUUACUGCUGCAUAUGGGAAUAUUUUACCAAGCAAGUUUCUGAAGAUUCCAUCAUUGGGGACCGUAAACAUUCACCCAAGCUUGCUGCCUCUCUACCGUGGUGCAGCCCCUGUUCAGCGAGCAUUGGAGGAUGGCGUAAAGGAAACAGGAGUGUCACUAGCAUUUACUGUACGUCAACUGGAUGCUGGACCUGUUAUUUCUUGUCAAAGAAUAGAUGUAGAUGAUCAAAUAAAGGCAGCAGAGCUACUUGAGUUAUUAUUUGCACAAGGAUCUGAACUUCUGCUCCGUGAGCUUCCCUUUAUUUUUGAUGGAUCAGCUAAAAGAAAAGCAGAAGAGCAGGAUGAAUCUAAAGCAACUCUGGCUCCAAAGAUAACACCCAAGGAGUCAUGGCUAUCCUUUGAUCAAGAAGCUAUAACCCUUCAUAACAAGGUUCGUGCAUUUGCAGGUUGGCCUGGUACCAGAGCUAAAGUCAUGAUUGUGGAUCCCCAAAACGGUCAGUCUAAUACUACCGAGCUUAAGAUUAUCACAACAAGAGUUUAUAAUGGUGCCAAAGCUCAGAGUGGGGAUGCUGAUGAUGUGGUUUUCAACAAAGGUUCACUGAUAUUCCCAUGUGGCAGACAGACGGCACUGGAGGUGCUAGAAGUGCAACUUCCAGGUAAAAAGGUGGUAAAUGCGUCAGCAUUUUGGAAUGGAUUGAGAGGUCAGAAAUUGAAGCGGAUAUGACUACAGUUGCUGAGCAGCAGUCCAUGUAAGUUGUGAAGUAGACAAGGAAACACAUUGAGUUCUAUCAUCCUUCCUCUCAAAAAUGAAAAUAUUGUUAGUUUUAAUGUCUUUAAUUUUUCUUAAUACAUGUGGAACGGAGGAUUCUGGUGUUUCCGUACCAAAGGGAUCAUUCUUGUAUUAUUGUUGUGCACCGAGAACAGAGCAUCGCUAUUAGUUGGUUUGUGCGUUGGUCAGGUACAGCCCCUUCUAAAAAAGAUUACCGUAUUGUGAUAUGAAGGACUGGACCUGCUGCACCAAUGGAGGGAAAGAUUGAAGAAGAGUUCGUUUUCUUCCCAUUUCUUAACAUUCACCUUUUAGAUUGGUUGUUCUUCUGGGCUACGAAAAAUGGAUCUAAAAGUCCCCGAGUAGAGCUCUACUUGUAGUUUAUCCUUGAGAUAAUAUCAUUGGAAUUUCUUCGAGGACUGACUCUCACGGGGUACUCAGAAGAACCCUUCAGGCUCCUCUUUGUCCUAAAAGGGGAGUAAGAAUGUCAUUUGAAUUUUGUUGUUUAUGUCACAUUCUGCUUCCUACCAAAUUCUCUCUUCUCUUGUUCUGUUUGGUCCCUCGAAUCCUUUAAUUUUGCAUGUAAACAAGGUGAAAAGAGGAAACGAGCACUUCUUACGAA